AUGUUUGGCAAGGGAACUUACUUUGCCCAGAACGCAUCGAAGUCUGACUUCUACACUACCUGUUCGGAGUGUUCACGUGAUGCCGCUCAUGGUGAUUGCUCGCAUCCUCACGGGGAGCGUUGUCUGGUGCUGGCACGCGUGCUUCUCGGACAAAGCAAGCCUGUGACGACGGAAAAACUCAAAGGAAUCACCAGGGCACCAGAGCGGCAGGAUGGUGAGCCGUACGACUCCAUUACUGCCCUGACAAAGGAGCAUGGUGGAAGGGUGGACCACAUGGAGUUCGUGAUUUUCAAGGAACAAAUGGCAUUGCCUCAGUACCUGAUCUACUACCGCCAUGCAGAGGAUUGUUGGUGUCACAACUGUUGGCGCCGAUGGCCAAAGCACUAG
Molecule: messenger RNA, 387 nt
Organism: Symbiodinium necroappetens
Lineage: Eukaryota; Dinophyceae; Suessiales; Symbiodiniaceae
Source: the annotation of a GenBank genome assembly